UAUAUAUUUUAGUUGAAGCGAAACAAACCACAAACGCAAUAAUAAACAAUAUAAAAGUGUUAAAUUCAGAGAAGAUUUGGAGGGCCAAUCUGCUCGGGUUGAGAUCGAAAUCUGCUCGGGCUAUUAGACGCGGCGGUGCUCAUGGGGACCAGUGUCUGGCAAAUCGACGGUGCUACUGCGCAUGUUAACGUCGCAGGGGACUCUUACGGUUUUGAUUAAUGGGGUUGACGUGUUUAUUGUCCCACAUACCACCCAGUAACCAUCUUGUGAUCCUUUUUUCUAAUAAUUGACUGGGUCGACCGUCUGUUCUUUUUUUCCCUCUCCGUCUCUUUAGAAGCAUGAGCUGAAGAGCAUCCAAGCCAUCUUGAAUCUUUUUUCGCCCGUAUUUAUAUCUUGAUAUCUAAGAAGGCCCGAAAAUGGAUCUUAAAGAGAGGGUAUGUGAUGAGCUACAAAAGGAAGUUCCCAAAGGCGCGUCUUCUACUAAUUUCAAUACACAGCAUCAGCAGAAGUGGGAAGAUCCAUCAUCCACUUUAGAUUACAGCACCAGGAUCGAACCUCCUUUCCAGGCAUUCAACCAGACCUCUCAAACUCAAUCUUUGUUGUUGUGUAAUAACCAAAUCAAAGUCCCUAUGCAAGAUGGUUCCAUUAAUGACUUGCUUCAAGCCAGUAAAAUCCAAGAUUGGGAUCCAAGUGCAAUGCUAAACAAUCUCUCAUUCCUUGAGCAGAAGAUCCAUCAGCUUCAGGAUUUGGUGUAUUUAAUCAUUGCGCGGAAGGGUCAAGUGUUGGGGCGACCAGACGAACUUCUUGUUCAGCAGCAACAGCUAGUUACUGCGGAUCUCACUUCAAUUAUAAUUCAGCUGAUAUCUACUGCUGGUAGUCUUCUCUCGUCUGUAAAGCAAACACUUUCUGCAGCCACUACAUCUCUGGGACAGUGUGGGGAGUUUGGUGGAGUUGUCUUCCCUUCUUCUGCACAAAGGCUGAAUGAUGGGGUUCAGCCACAAAAUGCUGGUGGAAGCAAAGUCUCUGAGCCGCCAAAUUCUAUUGAUAUUACUAGUAACAAUGGAAACGAGCAGAAUAAUCAUAUAGUCGAGGAGCAUGAAUUGAAAGAUGAGGAAGAUGCUGAGGAAGGAGAAAACCUUUUGCCUGGCACGUAUGAGAUACUGCAGUUAGAAAAGGAAGAAAUCCUUGCGCCCCACACUCAUUUCUGCACUAUAUGUGGAAAAGGAUUCAAGAGAGAUGCAAAUUUACGAAUGCAUAUGAGGGGUCAUGGAGACGAGUACAAAACACCAGGGGCCCUUGCGAAACCCACUAAAGAAUCCAGCUCUGAACCAACUAUUAUUAAGAGGUAUUCCUGCCCUUAUGCUGGUUGCAAGCGGAACAAGGAUCACAAAAAGUUUCAGCCACUGAAGACCAUUUUAUGCGUCAAAAACCAUUACAAGAGAACCCACUGUGACAAGAGCUACAUUUGCAGCAGAUGCAAUACCAAGAAAUUCUCAGUAAUUGCUGAUCUGAAAACUCAUGAGAAGCAUUGUGGUAAGGAUAAGUGGCUUUGUUCUUGCGGCACCACGUUUUCAAGGAAAGAUAAGCUGUUUGGGCAUAUCACUCUUUUCCAAGGUCACACUCCAGCCAUUCCUUCAGAUGAAAUUAAAGUAGCACCCGCCGGAACAUCUGAUGGAGCCACUAAUAAGGUUGGAAGCGUGAAUUUCAACCUUUCCUCUUAUGUUUCUAGUGAAAGUGAGGUUCAAAGUAGUAGUAUGGACAUUAAAGGGGGGAUUGAUGAUGCUGUUGGUUACUUCUCACCGUUGAGCUUUGAUACAUGUAAUUUUGGUGGGUUUCAUGAGUUCCCUUGACCACCAUUUGAUGACUCAGAGAGUUCAUUUGCAUUUCUACUUUCUAGGUCCUGUAAUUACAGUCAGAAAAGUGGAGAGGAGUAAAGCCCUUGAUUGUGGCUAAUUUCUUCCUUCACCAGUAGGGAUUCAGGGAUGUGUUAAAUUUGUGUUGGAAGGCAGCCCUAUGUACUUGGUUGCUUAAAUAAAUGCUCUAACCUUGUUAGAACACAGUUUUUUUUUCUUGUUAAA
Messenger RNA from Gossypium arboreum, 2078 nucleotides. Its product is annotated as protein SENSITIVE TO PROTON RHIZOTOXICITY 1. The record is from RefSeq and is a predicted model, not a curated record. Gene Ontology annotation, biological process: response to aluminum ion; response to acidic pH. Lineage: Eukaryota; Viridiplantae; Streptophyta; Magnoliopsida; Malvales; Malvaceae. The transcript is spliced from 2 exons. Bases 417 to 1850 code for a protein of 477 amino acids.